CAUAUACCCAAAUGAUUAACAGAAUCAGAAAUUACAAGAAAUCUCAACAAUUCCUCACUCCUCUCCAAGGCCUCACUGCCGCUCCAUCCUAACAAACUCGUCCAGCCAUCGAGGUCUCACUCGCUUCCUUCUCUCACGCGCCCGCUGCUCUUCAAUGGGUUCGUUUUCUCCUGAAGGGUCCUUCGACUGUUCGUGUACUUCACUGCCCUCUCCUUCUCGUAUUGUGGCUUGAUCUAUCCAUUCCUGGGCUUUGUCUUUUAGCAACCGUUCAAUCAGCGCUAUUGGGCUAUGCUUCUGGGCCGCAACCACCUGGGCUUGCUGAGAGCCCGUAAUAGUCGUGGUGGAGGAGGCGGUGGUGGUCCAGAUGGCUCUGGUGGUUCAAAGGAUGAAGGUUUUUCUGGAAUCCUUGAUGAAACUCUUCAAGUUGUUUUGGCAACUGUCGGCUUCAUUUUUCUGUACAUUUACAUCAUCAGUGGUGAGGAGUUGAUCAAGUUGGCAAAGGACUACAUCAAGUAUGUCUUCAAAGGAACUGAGAGUGUUCGCUUGAAGCGAGUCCUGAACCAAUGGAGAAGGUUCUUCAGGAGGGUAACUGAGAAAAAAGUAUUUGAUAAGCAUUGGUUGGAAAGGAAAAUUAUCAACACCCCAACCUGGUGGGAUAAUCCUUAAAAGUACCGUCACUUACUUAGGGAUGACUCAGAAACAAAACAGCUUAGGCCUUAUGGGGAAUCGACUUCUUAAGACCCUCGUGGAGAAUCAACUUCUAAAGGGUCAUAUGAGGAAUCAUAUCAGGAGGAGGAUGACUGUUGAGCUGUAAAUUUGGUGAAAGUAUUGGUCAAGGUUUGGUAGUUUUGGCCAUAAUUGAGUAUAGAGGAGAUCAAAGUUCUUAUUUUUCUGAACUUUUGAUGAAACCAGUAGCAAUGGUUUGUUAAGAGUAUAUAGAAAUAUGCAUGUGUUUAUUGAUGGAGUAUUACUGCACUAUCUACCUUUUUUCCUUUCAUGGUUUUGAGCUACUUGAAUGGAUGGUAAGUAAUAACUAAUUCUCAGUUUGAGAUAUGAAAUUGUCUCAGAGUUUAUUCUAAGCCAUAAAUCCCUUUAGACUUGUACAUAGACAAAAGUUCGAAUGAAGAAAUGAAGAAAGAGACAAUAUUUUUCAGAACACAAAACAAUGUCAAAAGCUAUUAUAAAUUUGUAAGUACAAGAAUACAUUGACACAUCAAAAAACAAUAGCCAAGCAUUAAUCUAUAUUGGCAAAAGAGGAAUUCAGGUUAACCUUCUCUACAUUUGCAGCAACAGUAGAGUUCAUUAAUUUCUGUCAAGGAAGUGAAGGCGACAUGUCACUUUUAGGAUUUCUAUUAUUUUUACUUUUAACGCAAAAGACAUGUCGUUUCUUCUUAUUUUCCUAACCACAGAGAAGAUGAUUCAGUUCAGAAAAUGGCUAUGGCGUCCACACACAAUAACGACGAGAACAGUUAUCUCUAUAUCCCAAGUAAUUAUAUAACAUUUUAAUAAUAGAAUGAUUUAAAUUUAUGUAUAAAAAUUGAAAUUGUACAUAGUUUAUUACGUAAGUUUAUGCUUUGCUUAAACAUGUUUGAGUCUUCUUCGGAUUGAUCAGUCUAAUUCAUUUAAAUUUAAUAUGAUUUGCCGCUGCUUUCUUUUAAGGAAAUUGAAAAAAGAGAAGAAGAAGAAAGUUUUAUUUUCUUUAGUUGGUUCUAGGAUUUUCUUAGUGGGAUUUUCUCGGAAAUUCAUAACGAUUGGUUGGGAUGAAUAAGUGUGGGGUUUGGCGAUUCUUUCUCGUCUGCUUUUUGGUAUGUUUGUUUCUCUGACAAGUUCUGGGAUGGUGAUGGAUUCAGAAUUACAG
Messenger RNA from Humulus lupulus (European hop), 1858 nucleotides. RefSeq lists its product as uncharacterized. Gene Ontology annotation, cellular component: chloroplast. The record is from RefSeq and is a predicted model, not a curated record. The coding region runs from base 289 to 666 and encodes 125 amino acids. NCBI's taxonomy places the organism in Eukaryota, Viridiplantae, Streptophyta, Magnoliopsida, Rosales, Cannabaceae. The transcript is spliced from 2 exons.